GGCGGCGGGCGGCGGGCGCCAUUGUGCUGCGGAGCAGGCCGCGGCGGUGGCAGUUCGCGGUUCUGCGACGCCGCGCUCCGGACCUCUCUCGCCGCUUUUCUCUCUCUUUCCCUCCUUCCCUUUCUCUUUCUUCUUCUCUCCCUCCCCUUCCCCGCUCCGCCGCGGACAUGCCGCGCGUCUACAUCGGCCGCCUGAGCUACCACGUCCGCGAGAAGGACAUCCAGCGCUUCUUCAGCGGCUAUGGCCGCCUGCUCGAGGUCGACCUCAAAAAUGGUUACGGCUUCGUGGAGUUCGAGGACUCCCGCGAUGCCGACGAUGCCGUUUACGAGCUGAACGGCAAGGACCUGUGCGGGGAGCGCGUCAUCGUGGAGCACGCCCGCGGCCCGCGCCGCGACAGGGACGGCUACAGCUACAGUAGUCGCAGUGGGGGAGGUGGAGGCUAUAGCAGCCGGCGGCAGUCUGGACGAGAUAAAUACGGCCCCCCCGUGCGGACAGAGCACAGGCUGAUUGUUGAGAACCUGUCCAGUCGCUGUAGUUGGCAGGAUUUGAAAGAUUUCAUGCGGCAGGCUGGGGAGGUGACCUAUGCGGACGCGCACAAGGAGCGCACCAACGAGGGCGUGAUCGAGUUCCGCUCCUACUCGGACAUGAAGCGCGCCCUGGACAAGCUGGACGGCACCGAGAUCAACGGCAGGAAGAUCCGGCUGGUGGAGGACAAGCCCCGCUCCAGCCACCGCCGCUCCUACUCGGGCAGCAGGUCCAGGUCACGCUCCAGGAGGCGCUCCAGGAGCAGGAGUCGCAGGAGUCGCAGCAGCCGCAGCAGGUCCCGCAGCAUCUCCAAAAGCAGGUCCAGGUCUAAAUCCAGGUCCCGAAGCAAAGACCGCUCCCGCUCCCGGUCGAAAAGCAGGAAGUCCAGGUCCAAGAGCAAGUCCAAAGCCAAGUCUGACCGGGGCUCACGCUCCCACAGCCGCUCCAAGGAGAAGUCGGAGAAGUCUCGCUCCAGGUCCCGGUCCCGGUCCCGGUCUCCCAAAGAGAACGGUAAAGGCGACGCCAAGUCCAAGUCGCGGUCGCGGAGCAGGUCGCGCUCCGCCUCCCCCCCGCAGCAGCCCUCCGCCAAGGCUCGCUCCGAGUCGCCGCCCAAGAGAGCCGCCUCCCGCUCCCGCUCCAGAUCCCGCUCCAAGUCUCGCUCCAGAUCGAGAUCCAGCUCGAGGGAUUAAGGGCAGGGCUCCGCUCCUGCUCCCUGGCACGCCCUCACGGGACGCUCUCCCCCCUCGGGCCCUUAGUGUUAUGUUAGUACUUCCGGAGUGGGGCUUUCCUUUCGCUCUUGCAGGAGGCCGUGGCCUGAGAACUCAGCCGCCAGGCUUCGGAGGGCCGCGCUGGGAUCCCAGGCUGAGAUGGGAUGGGUGGUACCCAGCGGGGACAAGGGGCAGCGAAACAACACAGCACCAGAUCCCUCUUUUUGUAGCAAUCCAGCUCAAGGGUUUUGGUUUUAUAGCAUUUCUGCAGGAGUUUAACUUAUCUACUCUGAAGUGCAAAGUGGUUUUUAUAUGAAAAAUAAAACUGAAUCUAAAGAGGCUUCCAUCUGGGCUUUAUU
Dryobates pubescens (Downy woodpecker) is the source of this 1591-nucleotide messenger RNA. RefSeq names its product serine and arginine rich splicing factor 6 (gene SRSF6). Bases 168 to 1214 code for a protein of 348 amino acids. The transcript has 6 exons. The record is from RefSeq and is a predicted model, not a curated record. Gene Ontology annotation, biological process: alternative mRNA splicing, via spliceosome; mRNA splice site recognition. Gene Ontology annotation, cellular component: nucleus; cytoplasm; ribonucleoprotein complex. Gene Ontology annotation, molecular function: mRNA binding. NCBI's taxonomy places the organism in Eukaryota, Metazoa, Chordata, Aves, Piciformes, Picidae.